Schistocerca cancellata (South American locust) is the source of this 1994-nucleotide messenger RNA. Its product is annotated as juvenile hormone esterase-like. Bases 25 to 1701 code for a protein of 558 amino acids. Lineage: Eukaryota; Metazoa; Arthropoda; Insecta; Orthoptera; Acrididae. The record is from RefSeq and is a predicted model, not a curated record. The transcript has 10 exons.
UGCGGCCGCCGGCUCACAGCAGCCAUGGCCCGAGCUUGGAGCGCGCCCUAUGCAGCGCUGCUGCUCCUGUUGGCGGUGGUAGUGGCGCCCCUGGGCAGUUCAGCGACAGCCGGCGAGGUGGUGCGCACCAGGCAGGGCGCGCUGAGGGGCACCAGCCGCGUGUCCAGCGAGGGCCGGCCCUUCCACGCCUUCUACCGCAUACCCUACGCCAAGCCGCCCGUCGGGCCGCUGCGCUUCAGGAGUCCUCAGCCUCCAGAUACGUGGACACACAUACGCGAUGCUACGACUCCUGGGCCAGUGUGCACGCAGUACGCAUUGAUAGUACCGGGACCGCCUCUCUCUGGCGCUGAGGACUGUCUAUAUCUUAACGUCUUCACCCCACAGCUGAAAAAUACAGAGCUGCUUCCAGUCAUGUUCUGGAUUCACGGAGGUGGCUGGGUUGAUGGUGGUGGAACUGCUUAUGGGCCAGACUUCCUAAUGAACCACGAUGUCGUUCUUGUCACAAUUAACUAUCGCCUUGGUCCUUUGGGUUUCCUGAGUACCGAAGACGCUGCAUCGCCAGGAAAUUUUGGCCUCAAGGACCAGGUGGCGGCUCUCAGGUGGGUCAGAGAGAACAUCGAGGCGUUUGGCGGCGAUCCCAGCAGCGUUACCAUCUUUGGGGAGAGUGCGGGUGGCGCCAGCGUGCACUACCACAUGCUGUCCCCGCUCUCCAAAGGUCUUUUCCAUCGGGCGAUCUCGCAAAGCGGCGUUUCCGUGACGCCUUGGGGAGUACCACGGCCUGGAGGUCUGCAGAAGGCGCAGAAGGUGGCAGCCUUGGUGGGAUGCCCCACGGAGCCCAGCGCGGCUCUCGUCGACUGCCUGAGGAGCGUGGACGACUACAAGAUCGUCAACACGACACCCCAGUUUAACGAGUGGUUCUUCAGUCCGCUUAUACCUUUCCGACCAGCUGUGGAAGGUGAAGGAGAAGACUCAUUUCUGCCCAAACAUCCACUUGAUCUGAAGCCUCACACAGCGGUUCCGUGGAUGACAGGUGCCACCCAUGACGAGGGGUACCUUUUUGCAGCGGCUUCCAUAGCAAAUGAACAGAUACUGGAAGAUUUAAAACAGGACGGAGAGAGGCUGAUUCCCCUGUCUUUAUCGUAUGACGGAGAGCCACAGGCAGAUUUCGUCACUAAGAAGAUUAAGGAAUUCUACUUCUCAAACGGUGAACUUUCUGCCAGCAAACUCAGUGAAUUGUACACUGACGGAUUAUUUAUCUGGAACGCGGAUGAGGCUGUCAGGAAGUACAAGGACACAGCGCCCGUGUACUACUAUCUUCUUUCAUACAGGGGAAAAUAUCGGAUGACAAAAGCCUUUGGAGGUGUAGAUCUGGACCUAGGUGUGGCCCAUGCGGACGAUUUAUUUUACUUAUUUUCGAACAACCCUUACUAUCCAACAUCUGGUGACAUGCCCGAGAAAGAUUAUGAAGUCGUUAAAGCCAUGACAAAGCUCUGGACAAACUUCGCUAAAACCGGAAAUCCCACGCCGGACAGCGACCCUGUGCACUGGCCCCGGGUAACUUCAGAUGAUGGGUUGGAGUACCUGGAUAUAGGAGAACAGCUGGAAGCGAAGAAAGGUCUCUUCCAGGAGCGGAUAGAUUUCUGGAGGUCGCUGCCUCUCCGGGAGACGAAACGAUCGAGUCCUGUCAAGGAAGAACUCUAACGUUGGUUCAAAUGGGCAUUAUGUAUUAAUGUUUAUUGAAGAAACUACGAAACAUUUCGGUUCACAUAACACUAAAUGCGAUAUUCAGCGAUUGUGAAUCAGGUUCUACUAUCUGAAAAAAAUAAGUGUAAUGAACGAAAACGUUCAUGGAAGUGUAUUCAAAGUAUUUGUAUUCUUUUUAAGUAUUACGUUCCACUCUGAGUGUACAAGGCACUGUUGCGUAUAUAAGUUUUUAGUUGUGGAAGAGUUUGUGAUUAUGUACCAAAAGAAAAUAAACGGUUUCGAAGCUGUCA